AUGGUCGCCCAGGACUUCGAGUCUGUCCUCAAGGGCAGGUACCCGGCCAAGGCGCAUGCCAAGCGCGUCGUCGACAUCAUCCGCCGACAGGUGCCCGACGCAAACGGCGUCCUCUACCUCGAGAGCCGCAUGACCAAGCUGCAAGAGGACAACGACUCUCCAGAGCACUUCCGCCAGCGCCGAUACUUCUACUACCUCACCGGCUGCAACCUCGCCGACUGCCGCUUUGCCUACGACAUCCAGGCCUCCAAGGCCAUCCUCUUCAUCCCCCCCAUCGACCCCAGCGACGUCAUCUGGUCCGGCCUGCCCGUCAGCGCCGACAAUGCCUUGCAAAUGUACGACGUCGACGAGGUCAAGUUCACCACCGACGUCAACCCGACCCUGACCCACCUCGCCACCCAGAACCCAAAGUCGACCGUCUUUGCCAUUGCCGGCCAAGUCUCGGACAAUGUCACCUUUCUCGAGUUUGACAACAAGGACUUUGCCGCCCUCAAAGACGCUGUCGAGGUGGCCCGCGUCGUCAAGGACGAGUUUGAGGUGGCCCUCAUGCGCAAGGCCAACCACAUCUCCAGCCUGGGCCACAAGGCCGUCCUCGAGCGCGCCCGGACCGCCGCCUACGAAAGGGAGCUCGAGGCCGCCUUCCUGGGAAAGUGCGUCGCCCUCGGCGCAAAGGAAAUGGCCUACCACCCCAUCCUCGCCGGCGGCAAGGCGGCUGCCACGCUGCACUACGUCGAUAACAACGCGCCCCUUGAGGGCAAGCUCAAUGUCCUGGUAGACGCGGGCGCCGAGUGGGACAAUUAUGCCGCCGACAUUACGAGGACCUUUCCCUUGUCGGGCAAGUUUUCCAAAGAGUCGCGCGACAUUUACGAUGUUGUCUACAAGAUGCAAAAGGACUGCAUCGCCAUGAUCAAGGCCGGCGUGCUUUGGGACGACGUGCACCUCCACGCCCACCGCGUCGCCGUUGACGGACUCUUGUCCCUCGGCAUCCUCAGGGGCGACGCCGAGGAGAUUCUCGAGGCCCGGACAAGCGCCGCCUUUUUCCCCCACGGCCUGGGUCACUACCUCGGGCUGGAUACGCACGAUGUCGGGGGCAACCCCAACCGUCAUGAUACGGAUGCCUUUUUCCGCUAUCUGAGGCUGCGCGGCCGGGUGCCCGCGGGGAGUGUUGUCACGGUCGAGCCAGGGGUCUACUUUUGCGAGUUCAUCAUCCAGCCGUAUCUUGAUGACCCCGUGCACGGCAAGUACAUUAACUCGGCCGUCUUGGACAAGUACUGGGACGUGGGCGGCGUGCGCAUCGAAGACAAUGUGCUGGUCACGGAGAGCGGGAGCGAGAACUUGACGUCGGCGACCAAGGAGCCCGGCGAGAUUGAAGCCGUCAUUUGCCGCUAG
Molecule: messenger RNA, 1389 nt
Organism: Hirsutella rhossiliensis
Lineage: Eukaryota; Fungi; Ascomycota; Sordariomycetes; Hypocreales; Ophiocordycipitaceae
Product: metallopeptidase family m24 domain-containing protein
Exons: 5
Coding region: 1-1389 (462 amino acids)
Molecular function (GO): metalloaminopeptidase activity; manganese ion binding
Source: RefSeq, a predicted model, not a curated record